Parasteatoda tepidariorum (common house spider) is the source of this 787-nucleotide messenger RNA. RefSeq lists its product as uncharacterized. The record is from RefSeq and is a predicted model, not a curated record. Gene Ontology annotation, biological process: receptor-mediated endocytosis. Gene Ontology annotation, molecular function: hormone binding; protein binding. NCBI's taxonomy places the organism in Eukaryota, Metazoa, Arthropoda, Arachnida, Araneae, Theridiidae. Gene Ontology annotation, cellular component: apical plasma membrane; signaling receptor complex; plasma membrane.
GUUGAACUUUUAUCUUACGGAAGCGGUCUGGGAUAGAAAAAACUGCAACACGUUUCAAUAACAACGGUAUUAAAAAAUGGAAAACAUGCUCAUUUAGCCACUCUUAAAACAAAUGGCAACUUUCAAUACGUGUAUUUUAAUAGUACUAUUUGUUGACAUUUUUCUUUCUGAAUUGAUUUUAGGUGAGGGCGAGAAGUGUGAGGAUGAAUUCCAGUGCCGAGAUGGUACCUGCAUUCCAAGCAUCUGGAGAUGCGAUUCUCAAGAGGAUUGCUUCUUCGGGGACGAUGAAUGGAAUUGUGAAUAUGACGAACAAAUCCAUUUCGUGUGCAACAACGGGCAGAGCAUUCUGAAGGCAUAUGUCUGCGACGGACGACCCCACUGCUACGACUUAACGGAUGAAGAAAAUUGCACUAGCAGCAACUGCGUUGGAUUCUACUGUCCUGAAGGAUCGUGCUUUCCUUUAACUUACGAGUGUGAUGAGGAGAUGGAUUGUGAGGAUGGUCGUGAUGAACACAAUUGCACAAUGUUAUGUGAUGGAUUUAAAUGCUCUGAUAACAUCAACUGUAUAGCGAAUGACAACAUUUGCGAUGGAAAUGACGAUUGUCCUGAUGGCUCUGACGAGAUGGAUUGUGAUGGAUUAAGAGAGUAUCAAGCCAACUCUGAGAAUGUGAAGAAUGAAAAGAAACGGCGCAUGAAAGAGGAAAUUUACAGAAAAAUCCAUUCCAGAUCAUCUCCAAACUUGUUUGUUUCUUAUGGAUGAUAAUAAAAAUAAUUUUAGAAAAAAUGA